Perca flavescens (yellow perch) is the source of this 1080-nucleotide messenger RNA. It is a transcript of the gene elavl3, whose product is annotated as ELAV like neuron-specific RNA binding protein 3. The record is from RefSeq and is a predicted model, not a curated record. Gene Ontology annotation, molecular function: RNA binding. The coding region runs from base 1 to 1080 and encodes 359 amino acids. Lineage: Eukaryota; Metazoa; Chordata; Actinopteri; Perciformes; Percidae. Gene Ontology annotation, cellular component: ribonucleoprotein complex. The transcript has 7 exons.
AUGGUUACUAUAAUCAGCACCAUGGAAACCCAGGUGUCCAACGGUCCAAGCGGAACCAGUCUGCCUAACGGUCCAGUCAUUAGCACCAAUGGCUCUACAGACGACAGCAAAACCAACCUGAUCGUCAACUAUCUGCCUCAGAACAUGACCCAGGAAGAGUUCAAAAGUUUGUUUGGUAGCAUUGGAGAGAUUGAGUCCUGCAAGCUAGUCAGAGACAAGAUAACAGGUCAGAGUUUGGGAUAUGGCUUUGUAAACUAUGUGGAUCCAAAUGAUGCAGAUAAGGCCAUCAACACACUCAAUGGUCUCAAACUGCAGACUAAAACAAUCAAGGUAUCAUAUGCCCGGCCAAGCUCAGCUUCUAUUCGUGAUGCCAACCUUUACGUAAGUGGACUCCCCAAAACUAUGAGCCAGAAGGACAUGGAACAGCUGUUCUCCCAAUACGGUCGCAUCAUCACGUCCCGUAUCCUAGUGGACCAAGUCACAGCAGGCAUAUCACGAGGAGUGGGCUUCAUCCGGUUUGACAAACGGAAUGAAGCAGAGGAGGCCAUUAAAGGUCUGAAUGGACAGAAGCCUUUGGGUGCUGCUGAGCCCAUCACCGUCAAGUUCGCCAACAACCCCAGCCAGAAGACAGGCCAGGCCUUACUGACUCAGCUGUAUCAGACUGCUGCCCGCCGCUACACAGGGCCCUUGCACCACCAGACUCAGCGUUUCAGACUCGACAAUUUACUAAACGCCAGCUACGGAGUCAAGAGAUUCUCCCCCAUCACCAUUGACAGCAUGACCAGCCUGGCGGGGGUUAACCUUACUGGUCCAACUGGAGCUGGCUGGUGCAUCUUUGUGUACAACCUUUCCCCAGAGGCGGACGAGAGCGUCCUGUGGCAGCUCUUCGGGCCUUUCGGCGCCGUAACCAACGUCAAGGUCAUACGUGACUUCACCACCAACAAAUGUAAGGGCUUUGGCUUUGUCACCAUGACCAACUACGAUGAAGCUGCCAUGGCUAUCGCUAGCCUUAAUGGCUACCGCCUGGGUGACCGCGUGCUGCAGGUUUCCUUCAAGACCAGCAAGCAGCACAAGGCCUGA